UUUGGUUAUUACGGAAAUACACAUUCAUGCCUGGGAUCGAUCCCACAUCAUUGCUUACGCGCUGUAUCCCACACACCCACCCGUUUGCCAUCGACUAAAGUUGAAGUUGAACUGGGGCUGUCAAAAUGUCUGUUAGCUUUUUAAAACAUAAGGAUGCUUUGGUGAAAGCUUGGACGGAUGUGUCCAAUGAAAAUUCCCCAACAGACUGGGCAGUGUUUGGAUACGAUGGGAAAAGUUUUGAGUUGAAAGUGGUGGACACAGGCGAGGAUGGGCUGGAGGAGAUGGCGGAUUCAUUGAGCGGCAGCAAGAUCAUGUAUGCUUACUGCCGUGUGGUGGACCCAAACACCAGCCUGCCCAAAUUUGUCCUCAUUAACUGGCAAGGAGAAGGGGCUCCAACCUCAGUGAAGGGAACGUGCGCCAGACAUACACCUGAUGUGGCUAAGCAGUUCAGGGGGGCCCAUGUGACCAUCAAUGCUCGCACAGAAGACGACGUGGAUCCUGAAGACAUUCUGAAGAAAGUGGCCAAAGCCUCGGGUUCCAACUACAGCUUCCACAAGGAGAAGGCUGCCCCCGAACCAGAGAUCGGCCCAGUUGCCUCGGUCUACAAGAGAACCAAUGCGGCGGCUGAGAUCAAGUCUAAAAGGAGUGACAAGUUCUGGUCCGAGUCAGAGCAAGCCGAGAAGCAGAGACAAGCUGAAGAGAAGACAAGAAAAGCUGCUGAGACCCAGAAGUUGGAGAAAGAGAGGCGAGAAAGAGAGGAGCACGAGGCCCAAGGAAGAGAACAGAAAUUGGCCGAGAAGAUGAGGACAGUUGACCAACAGAAGGCCCAGGAAAAGCGAGCUCUUGAACAGUCGAGACAGGAGGAGCAGGCUAGAUGGGAGAGUAAGCAGAAACAGAUGGAGGCCUCAACCUCCCCAACAAGACGGCCAGGCAGUGACCGUACCAAGGAGGCAGCAGAAAUGGUAGCGCAGCGUGGAGAAAACCCUCGGGCUGCUUUUGAGCAGAGGCCGUCAUACGAGCCUCCGCCACCCGCUGCCCGUCCAACAAAAGCCCCGGCACGCCUACCACCCAAGCAGCCGGAACCUGAGCCAGAACCCGAGUAUGAACCGGAACCAGAACCAGAGCCGGAACCAGAACCAGAACAACAGUAUGAGCCAGAACCUCAGUAUGAACCACAACCGGAACCAGAGCCAGAACCAGAACCAGAACAACAGUAUGAGCCAGAACCUCAGUAUGAACCACAACCGGAACCAGAACCGGAACCAGAACCACAACAGCAGUAUGAGCCGGAGCCAAUUUACGAACCGGAACCGGAACCGGAACCAGAACCGGAACCACUUUACGAGCAAGAGCCCCCGCCAAUGGAUAACUAUGAGGAACCAGCAGGGGAGGGAGCCACCGCACGUGCAGUUUAUGAUUACCAAGCAGCCGAUGACACUGAGAUAACCUUUGACCCAGGCGACCUCAUCACGAAUAUUGAACAACUCGACCCAGGCUGGUGGAGGGGCACGGCACCAGACGGUACCUUUGGACUCUUCCCAGCCAACUAUGUGGAGCUCAUUGACUAAAUAUUGAAAUAUUGACCACGUGCCUUGCUCUUCCUAGUAUCUGAACAUCACAGACAGCCUUAGUGCUGUUCUUUUUAAGGGGUUAAAGAAGGAGUUGCAAUCGAGUCCAUCACAAGUCCGAGUCACACUCUCACGGCAAAACAGUGUAACUUGAAUUUUGGCCUUCUUGAGAUAAAGUCACUUUUGGGGUUAUUGGGGGCGCUGUUUCCAUUUA
Patiria miniata (bat star) is the source of this 1782-nucleotide messenger RNA. Its product is annotated as drebrin-like protein. Gene Ontology annotation, molecular function: actin filament binding. NCBI's taxonomy places the organism in Eukaryota, Metazoa, Echinodermata, Asteroidea, Valvatida, Asterinidae. The transcript is spliced from 11 exons. Gene Ontology annotation, cellular component: actin filament; lamellipodium; plasma membrane. The record is from RefSeq and is a predicted model, not a curated record. Gene Ontology annotation, biological process: postsynaptic actin cytoskeleton organization; positive regulation of axon extension; neuron projection morphogenesis. Bases 126 to 1568 code for a protein of 480 amino acids.